Messenger RNA from Closterium sp. Naga37s-1, 1524 nucleotides. The record is from the annotation of a GenBank genome assembly. NCBI's taxonomy places the organism in Eukaryota, Viridiplantae, Streptophyta, Zygnematophyceae, Desmidiales, Closteriaceae.
AUGUCGGCUGGAGUUCAGGUUCAAGAUUCAGCACUACCAUCUGAACGGCCGCCUGCUACGCAGAGUGCCCACCCGCCUCUCUGCUCGUCCCUGCCUUUCUCUGCUCAAUUCCUCAUCUUCCUUUAUCACUCUCUCCCCUCCCUCCCCCCUACCCCCGCUUCUCCCCUUCCUCACCAGCACUACGAUCUGAACGACCGCUUGCUACACAAAGUGCCCACGCGCCUCAAUCACUACUUCAAUGCCUUUUUCAGCUUGCCUUUUCCGCACAUCCCCUCCCUCCACCUUCCUCCACCCCCUCCCUACCAGCACUAUGAUCUGAAUGGCCGCUUGAUACACAGAGUGCCCACCCGUCUCUCUGCUACAGCCUCUGGGCAGGGCGAGAACAGCUCCCUGCUACAGACGUUGAAUGUGAAGCAAGCGCGCACAAGUGGGGAGGAGGAAGGAGAGGAGUGGGUGGAGAUCAAACUAGAGGAGGUGAAUCGGAUCACAGCAGCCAAUCGCCUUCAGGUCGCCUGGUUCCCAGACCAUAGGGCAUACGCUCUAAGUCACCAAACCGCAGAGGACUUAGUGAGGGCGCUUGCAGUGGGGGUGGUGGGGGCAGAGACAGCAGAUGCUGACGAAGCAGCAGAGGUCAUCGGAGGGGUGAAGCUGCCAUCCCGCCGCCCGGCUCUCGUCAGCGAAACCUGCCUCUUCCUCUCCGAACCAGUUUCCGAAGCAGGCUCCGAGCCUCUGUCUGAAGCAAGCUCAGAAGCGGAUAGAAAUUGGGGGAAUCGGAGGGUGCGUGCAUUCCAUGUGCUGGACUCAAAGGGGAUGAUCGACACUCUGGGAGUGUUUGUGGAGGAGAGGGAAGGCAGCGGGAAAGGAGCGGGUGAGGAUGGUCCAGAGGCAAGAGCAGCCCAUGCCAAAGAGCUUCUGGAGGCACGACCAGAACCCCCCAAUGCCCCGGUUCCCCCCUCCCGCCUCGCACUGCUGCUGGGGGAAUGGGAUGGCAUCUCCACCACCCACCGAUCGCCCAUCUAUGGGGAAACUGUGACACACUCAACCUCCAACUUCUUCCUCACUCUCUUCAGUGACGGGAGCCUGGGCCUGGAGGAGACACGGGGCGACCUCUGCUUCAGGCGGCGAGGAGCCGUUGCCAACCACUCAGAGGCAUCUCCCGAAGCUGUGGCCACCUCGUCCGAAGCUGCAGCCUCGGAAGAACAGCAUGGGCAGGAGGAGCAGGUUGGAGGGGGAGGCCGUGUGAUGCUGGACGGGGGACAGCAGAUCACCCUCCUUCCCGGUGGUCUUGCUCUCUCUGCGCCCUGCUGUGUGCCCCGCGGCCGCGCCUUCUUCUUUGAAACCAUCCUGGCAGAACCGGAGGAGGGACAGGGGGCGGGGGUUGGGACGGAGAGGCCUGGGUUAGAUAGCGCAGGGGUUGCGGUGCCUGGAGCGGAAGGGUGGAGGCGGCGCAGAGUGGCUCGGACGUACGAUCCGGAUGGUUUGGUUGUGUCCAGCUCAGUGUUUGCUGAGCGGAAGAUGGGAUGA